AUGUACCAUCUCGGUCUUUUCAUGUUUGCCCUUGGCACAGCCGCGCAGAGCAUCAGUAUCAGCUACAGCUAUACUGCGACGGUGACGGCCACAGUCAUUGAGACGAUCAUAACAUGCCCCUGUCCGACACCGACGACGACAACCACGACGGCGGCCUCCUCGAUACUGCUUCCGGAUGGGACCAUCACACCUUUUGUGACUUCGUCGAGUACAGCCGUUAGUAGCACAACAAGUCUGACUGGUGUUGUGCUUCCAGAUAACACCAUCACCCCGUCUAUGACGACGAGGACAACGACGACGCCCAUAGUAAGCAAUGGCAUUUCGUCAGCACCAGUCUCGAGCAUUUCCACGCUUACCACCUCGACCACGUCGACCACCUCCAGCACCAGCAACGUGCCAUCUGUAACGAACGAUGCUUACAUCAACGCCAUCCUGAUUCACCACAACAUCCAUCGGACCAAUCACUCGGCCACGGCAUUGACUUGGUCUCCGAGCCUGGCUGAGACGGCUCAGAUGAUUGCCCAGACAUGUGUCUAUGGGCACGUUACAAACAUCAACGGCGGAGGCUACGGCCAGAACAUCGGUGCCGGGUACCCAGUCACACCGCUAGGUAUGGGAAACUUUGUGACCGAAGGCCUGUACAACAGCGAAGUCAACAACUACGUCUAUUACGGCGCGGAACCCGACAUUACCACGCUCCAGCAGUGGGGACAUUUCACCCAGAUUGUGUGGAAGAGUACCACUUCGGUGGGCUGCUACACGGCCGACUGUACGGCGACAGGCCUAGGCAAUGUGGGGGGUGGCGUGCCGCCGUAUUUCACCGUGUGCAACUAUGCGCCGCCUGGCAACUACAUCGGAGAAUUUGCGCCUAACAUUGGCGUGUCCAUCGGCUUGGCAACCGUGCAUGCGGACUAUGGGCUUUCUUCUUGA
Molecule: messenger RNA, 930 nt
Organism: Capronia epimyces CBS 606.96
Lineage: Eukaryota; Fungi; Ascomycota; Eurotiomycetes; Chaetothyriales; Herpotrichiellaceae
Exons: 3
Coding region: 1-930 (309 amino acids)
Cellular component (GO): extracellular region
Source: RefSeq, a predicted model, not a curated record